This is a messenger RNA of Triticum turgidum subsp. durum (durum wheat), 3753 nucleotides long. Lineage: Eukaryota; Viridiplantae; Streptophyta; Magnoliopsida; Poales; Poaceae. The record is from the annotation of a GenBank genome assembly.
AUGGCAGAACGGAAAGCACGGAGAGACCUGGAGCGGAUGUUAGUCGACGAAACCGCGGAACCCAGAGCCCUGCCAUUAUCUCUUUUGGAGGACAUCACCAGAGAUUUCUCUCAUGCCCAUGAGAUUGGAAGGGGUGGAUUUGCAGUGGUUUAUAAGGGAAUACUUGGGGGUGAUAUAGCGGUCGCCGUGAAGAGAUUAACGAAUGCUUUUAUGGAUGAAAUGGAAUUUCACCGAGAGGUUGAAUGCUUGAUGCGGGUAAAACACAAAAAUGUAGUAAGAUUUCUGGGAUAUUGUGCUAACAGACAAGGAACUAUGGAAACGUAUGACAAUAAACUUGUCAUGGCGGAUGUCCACCAAAGGUUGCUUUGCUUCGAAUAUAUACCACAAGGAAGUCUUGAUAAGUACAUCGUCGAUGCACACCGUGAGUGGGGAACCUGCUAUAGAAUAAUCAAAGGGAUUUGUGAAGGUCUACAAUACCUUCAUGAGAAUAAUAUUAUUCACUUGGGUCUGAAACCUGCCAAUAUACUGCUCGGAAAUAACAUGGUACCAAAAAUUACCGAUUUUGGACUGUCAAGAUGCUUCGACGAAAAUCAAAGCCGGCAUAUUACCACAACUAUAUUAGGAACAUUAGGAUAUUUGGCACCAGAAUUUCGCGACGGGGGUGUAAUCGCACGCAGUGCUGACUUGUAUAGUCUUGGUGUUAUUAUCAUUGAAAUACUGACCGGACAGAAGGGUUAUCAAGAUAUUGGGGAUGUACUGGACAGUUGGAGUGAUAAGUUGGAGAGAUCACAACAAGACACUGGGUGCGAACAAAUACGAGUAUGCUAUGAGAUAGCUUUAGAGUGCAUAGACUUCAGUCCAAAAAAGAGACCGGCUAGUGUGCGGAAUAUAAUUGAUAGGCUUCAUGAAAUGAGAAGUGUCCAGAACCCCGGUUUUGCCAACGAUGAGCUGGCCACCAUCCGCAAGGGCAUUGAUGGCUUCCACUUCAACAUCGACCUUGGCCCCUACGAGGAACGGAGGAGGUCGCCGACUAGUUCGGCCUCCUAUUCCAGGCGCGAGAAUGCGCAGUUCGUCCAGUCAGAUCUCGUGGGGGAUCAGAUCAAGAAGAAUACAGAGGAACUGGAGCAUAAGCUAAUCGCCGAUGGCCACCACGAGCAAUGUAGCAGCGCCGUCAGGGUGGUGGCCAUCGUUGGCCAGGGUGGCAUAGGCAAGAGCACCCUCGCCAAGAAGGUCUUCGCCAGCGAGGCCAUCAAGGAGGAGUUCAAAAUCAAAAUAUGGCUGAGUGUCGCUCAGCAGUUCACCACGGUGGACCUGUUAAGGACCGCCAUUGCCCAUGCCGGGGGGGAGCACUGUGAGGACAAGGACAAGACCUUGCUGGUGCAGGCCCUCACCGACGCCCUGUCAAAGAAAAAGUUUCUGUUGGUCUUGGAUGAUGUGUGGAACAAAGAAGCGUGGGACCGUGUGCUCCGAGUCCCUGUUCUUAAUGCCGGCACUACACAACCUGGAAGCGGAGUGUUGGUUACCACAAGAAUGGAAGGCGUCGCUCGGAGCAUGGGAGCUUCCAUCCUGCGUGUCAACCAACUAGGUGAUGAAGAUGCUUGGUGCUUGCUAAAGAAGCAGCUGCCUCAGCCACAGGUCGGUGUUGGAAGUGAUUUUGAUGAGCUGAAAGAUAUUGGGAUGAAGAUUGUAAAAAAAUGUGAUGGGUUACCACUUGCUAUUAAAGUUAUGGGUGGACUCUUAAGCAGAAGAGAUCCUAAGGAACGUGACUGGGAGAUUGUUUUAUACAAGAAUCUUUGCUGGAGAGAAGAAGACGGUUCACAAGAGGAACUAAACUACUCAGUAAGCUUGAGCUAUGAUGAUUUAUCUCCAAAGUUGAAGCAAUGCUUUCUGUACUACUCACUUUUGCCAAAGGGUUCAGGUUUUGAAAAGGAUACAGUUAUUAGCAUGUGGAUUAGUGAAGAGUUUGUUCAACAUGAUGGGAGGUCGGGGUCAGACCAACUGGAUCUUGAAGAAAUAGGGGCUGAGUAUCAUCGGGAGUUAGUCGCUAGGAAUCUUUUGGAACCAACUGAGAGCAUAUGGGUCUACAACUUGCAUGAUGUUGUCCGCUCGUUUGCUCAGUUUAUUGCUAAAGAAGAAGCCUUUGUGGUUCACAAGGAUCAAGCUGACAUUAGAACUUUUUUUCCAGAAAACAAAAGGUUUCAUCGUCUCUCUAUAGAAUUAACUGAUUCAGAACUAGAGUGGACCAUCCUCGAGAACCAAGAUACAUUGAGGACAUUAUUGCUAAACUGUCAGAUCAAACCUGGUGGUUCAAUGACACAUUUUGCCAGUCUACGGGUAUUGGAUAUAUGCUGCGAGGAAUGUGAUUGGUUAUUAGACUCUUUGUGUGAGCUGAGGCAGCUAAGAUACUUGUCAUUCUCCAGUACAAACAUAUCUUGGCUCCCAGUUGACAUCCAUAAGAUGAGGUUCCUUCAGCAUAUUCGGCUCAACGAUUGUAAAAAGUUGGAAAAGCUUCCUAACAACAUCACAAAACUAGCGCGUCUAAGAUAUCUUAACAUAUAUGGGUCCAGUGUAGAAGUUAUACCAAGAGGGCUUGGUGGUUUAAUAGAUUUGAGAUUCCUUCAUGGGUUUCCAGCAAAGAUGGAUGGGGACUGGUGCACUUUAGAAGAGUUAGAGGCUCUUUCACAUCUUAGAUUUCUUGCAGUCCAAGGUCUAGAAAAUGUGUCUGGUAGCUCAUUUGCUAAAAGGGCCAAGAUUAGCAACAAGAAGAAUCUACAAACUUUGGAGUUAAUUUGCUAUGAAGAAAGUGAUGAUGAUGAUGAUGAUGAUGAUGAUGAUGAGGUUGAUGAGGAUGAUGAUGAUGAUGAUGAUGAUGAUGAUGAUGAUGAGGAGGAGGAGGAGGAGGAGGAGGAGGAGGAGGGGAAGCCGAUUGAGAAGGACCAAGCAGGAAAAGAAGUGCCCCAAAUUGGUCUGGAGCAACAAGAGAGAAUAGAGGCUGUAUUUGAUGAGCUCUGCCCUCCACCAAAAUUGGAGACACUAAGAAUAUCAAGAUAUUUUGGUCGUCGACUACCAAAUUGGUUGCAGUCCCCAGCGGCAACAACUUUUAAGAGCUUGAAGAAUAUUUACCUAGUGCACAUAACCCACUGCACACGACUACCUGAUGGUUUGUGCAGGAUGCUCGGUUUGGAAAAAGUACUGAUCGAGCAUGCUCCAGCCAUCGAGUAUGUCGGGCAUGAGUUCCAGACCCAUGAUGCAGCAAGGGGAGAGGGAGGUGUCGCUUUUCCAUGUUUGAGAGAAUUGGAUUUGUACGGGCUGUCGGGAUGGAAGGAGUGGGACUGGGAGGAGGAGCCGCAGAGCAAAGUCAUCGCCAUGCCUGCCCUGGAGCAUCUCAAUCUCAUGUACUGCAAUCUGGCACACCUUCCCCCGGGACUUGCUAGUCACCGCAGGCAGAAUCUGAGAAUUAUGUACCUACAGCAUCUCACGCUCCUAAAUUGUGUGGAGAAUUUCCCUUCGGUUGUGGAGCUCAAUGUGUACGACUGCCCUGAGGUCAAGAGGAUCAGUGGCCUCGCCAAGCUGCGGACGGUCGACAUCUACGAUUGCCCAAAGCUGAAGCUGCUGGAGGGUGUGUCGGUGCUGGACAGCCUGGAGCUGGAUGAGGAACACUGGGAGGUUAGUGGACCAGAUGCCACGUGUACACCCAAGGGACAUCAAGCCCAAGACCAAGUGCUCCCGGAAGACCUUGUUAUAACCAGGUGA